Clonostachys rhizophaga is the source of this 1359-nucleotide messenger RNA. NCBI's taxonomy places the organism in Eukaryota, Fungi, Ascomycota, Sordariomycetes, Hypocreales, Bionectriaceae. The record is from the annotation of a GenBank genome assembly.
AUGCGGUUCAUAAAUUUUAUACUUGGACUUCUGGGGGCCUCGGUGACUGCUUACGCCGCUGCUCUUCCAAGAACCCCAAACGAAUUCACUGAGGUCAACCCUGGCGGUUUCGAGGAUCUAGUUGUUACAAAGGACAACACCCUCAACGGCACCCGCACUGGAGAUGAACUUGUUAUCCCUCCUCCAUCCAGCAACGUUGAUUUUGAAUCUAUUGGUGUAUCCGCUGUCGCAGCAUCUUUACCUAUGAAGUUUGUCAACAACUAUGGCGCUGAUCUCGUUGCGUACGUGCAAGGAAAGGACUCGAGUGGCGCUGCAGUCUUCAUCCUCUCUGACGGUUCCCUCCUGUACCCUAGCUCUGGCGGUUCAACCACGCCAGUGGAGGUGUCCUCACGUGUGGUGAUAAAGGUUGCUGCCGGCCAGACUUUGAGCAUGACUAUUCCCAUCGCCAUCAGCUCAGCUCGUGUUUACUUUGCAUCGGCUGCCUUGUACUUUGGGGUUGUCUCUACGGGAAGCGGUGAUGGCAUCGUCCAGCCAUCCCACGUCAGCUCGACGGAUCCCAGCGCGGGUAUCAACUGGGGAUUCGUAGAGCUCACACUCAACACGGACGGAAGUCUCUUUGCUAAUAUUAGCUAUGUUGACUUUUUGGGCCUUCCAUUGGGAAUAGCACUUAGCGUCAAGGGAGGAGACACCCAAACAGCCUAUGGCGUUUCCGCAGGCUCUGUUGCUGCUGUCUGCUCUGCGCUCAAGACCCAAGGAAACCGUGAUGGUUACCCCUGGGCCGGUCUUUGCCAGACCAACUCUAACAACCCGGUCCGCAUCCUAUCGCCAUAUUCCUACUCGGACAUCGACUCGAGCGGAUUCAGCGCCUAUUGGGACUCUUAUGUCAACUCAGUUUGGAGCAAGUACACCUCUCAAGACUUGAUUCUAAACACCCAGACCUCAUAUGGGUCCGUUGCGUGCCGCGUUUCAGGCAGCACCCUAACCUGUGCCCAGGAUAACCGAAGCUAUAAUAAGCCGUCUGCUCGCGACAUCUGGGGCUGCAACAGCGGUCCAUUCGCUAUCCAGAGCGGUGAUAAUGCCGUCCAUGUAGCCGUUGUUCCCCGUCUCUGCGCCGCUUUCGUCCGCUCCACCCUACUUCUCUCCGGGGGCAACGUGCAGCCAAGCCUGGGUCAGAGUUACUACUACACCGUCGAUCCUACAAACUAUUACAGCAAAGCUGUGCACGCCCGUGAGGUCGAUGGCAAAGGCUAUGCGUUCCCAUAUGAUGAUGUCAACCCUGAUGGUAAUGAAAAUGCCUCGGGUACGGUAUCUCAUGCCACUCCUGAUACUCUGACGGUAUACGUGGGCAGCCCGCCAUAA